Messenger RNA from Eremothecium sinecaudum, 2229 nucleotides. RefSeq names its product alpha,alpha-trehalase NTH1 (gene NTH1). Gene Ontology annotation, molecular function: calcium ion binding; alpha,alpha-trehalase activity. The record is from RefSeq and is a predicted model, not a curated record. Gene Ontology annotation, biological process: trehalose catabolic process. Bases 1 to 2229 code for a protein of 742 amino acids. Gene Ontology annotation, cellular component: cytoplasm. NCBI's taxonomy places the organism in Eukaryota, Fungi, Ascomycota, Saccharomycetes, Saccharomycetales, Saccharomycetaceae. The transcript has a single exon.
AUGUUACAAAGUUUGCAAGGAGGCGCCUCAAGUAGAAGGCUUUCUAUAAGCGAGAUGAAUGAUCCUUAUUCUACUCCUGACAUCUACUAUGGCCCGUCUACUGACCCUAGGAAGCAAAAAACACCGAAUAAGUUCACUAGAACACGUACUAUGAGCAUUAUCGAUAAUGUUUCUAACUUUAAGUUGGGUCACAAUAAACACGGCAUCAGAAGGAGAGGUUCCGAGGAUGACUCCAUGAUGUCAAGUUCAGGGCAUAGGAAGUUCUUCAUUAAGGAUGUGGAUAGGACUUUGGAGAACUUGCUAGAGACCGAGGACACUGAUCGUAACUAUCAAAUCACGAUAGAGGAUACUGGUCCGAAGAUGAUUAGUGUUGGUACGGCAAAUUCUAAUGGUUAUAGGCAUGUUCAGAUUCGUGGUACAUACAUGCUAUCUAACCUUUUGCAGGAGUUAACUAUAGCUAAGAACUUUGGUCGUAAGCAAGUUAUAUUGGAUGAGGCUCGGUUGAACGAGGAUCCCGUUAACAGGUUGACUAGACUUAUCAACACUAUGUUUUGGGAUUCUUUGACGCGGCGUAUUGACUACAAUAGUAUCGCUAUUAUAGCUGCAGAUACUAAGGUUGAUACACCAGGUGCUAAAGUACCACGUGUAUAUGUUCCCCAUGGCUGUGAGGAACAGUACGAAUUUUAUAUUGAAUGUUCUCAGUUGCAUCCAAGCUUGAACUUGGAGGUGAAAUAUUUGCCUAAGGAAAUCACGGCAGAGCAUGUGAAGUCCUUAAAUGAAAACCCUGGUUUGCUUGCCUUAGCUAUGGAACGCCAUAUUGAUCCUCUGACUGGCGAAAGUAGCCUUGUUGGAUAUCCAUAUGCUGUUCCAGGGGGUAGGUUUAACGAGUUGUAUGGUUGGGACUCUUAUUUGAUGGCGUUGGGUUUACUUGAAUGUAAUAAAACUGAUGUUGCUCGUGGUAUGGUUGAGCACUUCAUUUUUGAAAUUGAUAACUACGGAAAGAUUUUGAACGCCAACCGUAGUUACUAUUUAUGUAGGUCACAACCGCCAUUUUUGACGGAUAUGGCCUUAAAAGUGUUUGAUAAAAUAGGUGGAGACCAAAAUCCAGCCGCUAUUGAUUUCUUGAAGCGGGCUUUACUUGCUGCUGUCAAAGAGUAUAAAACGGUAUGGAUGGCUGAGCCAAGAUACGAUAAAGAAUCUGGAUUGUCAUGUUAUCGUCCUGACGGUAUUGGUUUUCCACCGGAGACUGAAGCUGAUCAUUUUGAUGCAAUUUGUAGGAAAUUUGCAAAGAAGUACAACACCAUAAUUCCAGAAUUUCGCAAAAUGUAUGACUCAGGACAGGUUAGUGAACCAGAAUUGGAUGAGUUUUUUUUACAUGAUCGUGCUGUCAGGGAAAGUGGACAUGACACCACUUAUAGAUUUGAAGGUGUCUGUGCAUAUUUGGGCACCAUUGAUUUGAAUUCUUUACUAUACAAAUAUGAAAAGGAUAUUGCAAUGAUUGUUGCCAAUUACUUUGAUGAUCAAGUUGUGGAUUUCUCAGGUGAGAAAACAGACUCUUCUUAUUGGGAAAAUCUUGCGGAAUUACGGAAAGAACGGAUAACUAAAUACAUGUGGGAUGAUGAAACUGGAUUCUUCUACGACUACAACGUUGUCACAAAAAAAAGGACAGACUACGAGUCUGCGACAACAUUUUGGGCAAUGUGGGCAGGUCUUGCUACACAAGAGCAGGCUAACAGUAUGGUUUUGAAAGCAUUGCCUAGGUUGGAGAUGUUAGGGGGGUUAGUAGCCUGUACAGAAGAAUCUAGAGGUGAAAUUACAAUUGAUAGGCCAACUAGACAAUGGGAUUAUCCUUAUGGAUGGGCCCCACAUCAAAUAAUGGCAUGGGCUGGCUUAGAUAAUUAUGGUUUUACAGGUGCUUCUAGGAGGUUGGCCUACAGAUGGUUAUAUUUAAUGACAAAAGCAUUUGUGGAUUAUAAUGGUAUCGUAGUUGAGAAAUAUGACGUUACCAGAGGAACAGAUCCCCACCGGGUGGAUGCAGAGUAUGGAAACCAAGGAGCUGAUUUUAAGGGUGUUGCUACAGAAGGCUUUGGCUGGGUUAAUUCAAGUUACAUAUUGGGAUUGAAGUACAUGAAUGCGUAUGCCAAGCGCGCUUUAGCUACAUGUACGGUACCUGAUGUGUUCUUCAAAAGUAUAAGAGCGGAUGAAAAAGCAAGAUACGGUCUCUGUUAA